Messenger RNA from Nipponia nippon (crested ibis), 1257 nucleotides. The record is from RefSeq and is a predicted model, not a curated record. Lineage: Eukaryota; Metazoa; Chordata; Aves; Pelecaniformes; Threskiornithidae.
UGCCAUACCCAGGCUCUCCCCGUUACUGGACUUUGGCCAGAUCCUCAGCGUUGUCGUAAUCCCCUGCUGAAAGAGAUCAGUACCAGGUGGCCAGGGCAAUUUGUGGUUUGCCAUGUCACUUCUGUUUUCAGAAGUAUCCCAUUCUGUAUUCCUCUUUUGCCCUUGAUCUUGUGUAUGUGUGUAUAUAUGUACACGCACGACGUUUAUUUAUACCUUCUGUCGUCUUCUUCUUAAUUUAGGAUUUCAGAUGCAUGCCAGGUUCCCACUGAAUGCCAGAAGCAGAGAUCACUACCGAUGGAGCCCCAAAGUCAACAUGGCAGUGGUGGUUCGCUAGUGGUGAUUCAGCAGCCCUCCUUGGACAGCCGGCAGCGGUUGGACUAUGAAAGGGAGAGCCAGCCAACAACUAUCUUGUCACUGGACCAGAUCAAGGCGAUCAGGGGCAGCAAUGAAUACACCGAAGGUCCAUCUGUGGUGAAAAAAUCUGGGCCGCGGACAGCACCGAGGCAAGAGAAGCAUGAAAGGACUCACGAAAUUAUACCAAUUAAUGUGAAUAAUAAUUAUGAACACAGACCCAGUCACGUGGGGCACGUGGCACAUCAGCAUAAUGCGAGGGCUCCCGUCUUGAGCAGAUCGACCAGCACGGGGAGCGCAGCCAGCUCUGGGAGCAACAGCAGUGCUUCCUCGGAGCAAGGGCUGCUGGGGCGGUCGCCUCCAUCCAGGCUGGGCUCGGGCCACAGAUCGGAUCGGACAAUCCGGACGCAGCCCAAGCAGUCGUCUCUGAUCAUAGAUGACCUGAAGGGUCCUUUGAAAGAGGACUUGACGCAGCACAAGUUUAUCUGCGAACAGUGCGGGAAGUGCAAGUGUGGCGAGUGCACGGCCCCGAGGGCCCUCCCUUCUUGCUUGGCCUGCAACCGGCAGUGCUUGUGCUCUGCGGAGAGCAUGGUGGAGUACAGCACCUGCAUGUGUUUGGUCAAAGGGAUCUUCUACCACUGUUCUAACGACGAUGAAGGGGACUCUUACGCGGAUAAUCCCUGCUCUUGUUCCCAGUCACACUGCUGUUCUAGGUACCUGUGCAUGGGAGCCAUGUCCUUGUUCUUGCCUUGCUUGCUCUGCUACCCUCCUGCAAAAGGAUGCCUAAAACUCUGUCGAGGGUGUUACGACCGCAUCAAUCGUCCGGGUUGCCGAUGCAAGAACUCCAACACGGUCUAUUGUAAACUGGAGAGCUGCCCCUCCCGGGGUCAGGGCAAGCCCUCAUGA